AUGGAUCGUGUUUCUGAAUUGUGUUUAUUUGAUAAUAACAACAACAAUAAGGCGAAUCAUGUUUUGGUGAAUGAAUAUGAACCAGGACAAGGUAUAUUUCCUCAUCAUGAUGGACCACUUUACUAUCCUGUUGUUGCUACAAUCAAUCUGAAUUCUUAUGGAAUUCUGGACUUUUAUGAGCCGUUGGAUACUUCUGCAGACCCACAAACAAAAUCGACGUUAUUUAAUGAUCGUUAUAUUGGCUCAGUUUAUUUGAAACCUCGUAGCUUAAAUAUUGUUACUGAAAAAAUGUAUACACAUUAUAUGCAUGGGAUUACUGAACGUACAACUGACUUAUUAAUAAAUUAUGAAGACUGUUUGAAACGUCCUGAGGAAUCGGUUGAAAAUGCUGCUGUUAUUCAUAAUUGGACUGCUAGCGAUUCGGGAAGUAUUCACUCACAGUUAUGUCAUCGUGGUAAACGUGUUUCAGUAACUAUACGCUAUGUGCCCAAUGUGAGUAAGAUCAACUGGAAUAAUUUAUUAUGCAGAAGUUAA
Schistosoma mattheei is the source of this 534-nucleotide messenger RNA. The record is from the annotation of a GenBank genome assembly. NCBI's taxonomy places the organism in Eukaryota, Metazoa, Platyhelminthes, Trematoda, Strigeidida, Schistosomatidae.